This is a messenger RNA of Suillus subaureus, 837 nucleotides long. RefSeq names its product Alpha/Beta hydrolase protein. Lineage: Eukaryota; Fungi; Basidiomycota; Agaricomycetes; Boletales; Suillaceae. Gene Ontology annotation, biological process: lipid metabolic process. The record is from RefSeq and is a predicted model, not a curated record. Bases 1 to 837 code for a protein of 278 amino acids. The transcript has 7 exons.
AUGCGUCGGGCGAAUAUCUCAGUCGUCACUCAGAUGUCGUCUACCCAGCUAGAUGAGAUGGUCCCGUAUGCUCAAUUUGCUCGUGCUGCUUACUAUUCGCCUACGCUGAUAAAUGGCUGGAAGUGUGGUGGAGCUUGCGAGGCGGUGCCUGAGUUCAAGGUUUCUCUCACAGGGGGUAAUGACGGCAGUAUCCAAUAUUACUACGUUGGUUACUGGCCGACAGAAAAUACCGUGGUAGUCGCUCAUGAAGGUACAGACCCGGCCAAAAUCUUAGCUGAUCUCACUGAUGCCAAUGCAUUGACGAAACGCUUGGACCCCACGCUUUUCCCCGGUGUUGAUGGCGACGUCGAGGUUCACAGCGGAUUUGCCGACGAACACGCAUUAACUGCAAGCAUCAUCUUGAAGGAGGUGAAGAGCCUGAUCUCUCAGUAUAACGCCAAGAGCGUCACGUUGGUCGGACACUCCCUGGGAGCCGCUCUUUCGGAGAUUGAAUGCGUGUUUAUGGCCUUGAACCUUCCUUCUAGCAUCGCUAUCAAAGGUGUGACAUUUGGUACGCCCCGCGUAGGAAAUCGGGCAUGGGCCGCUCUCUUCGAUUCCAAGGUACCAGACUUCCAACGAAUUAACAAUAAGAAGGACAUUGUUCCGAUUGUUCCAGGGCGCGAAUUGGGCUUCUCGCAUGUCCAUGGAGAGGUCCAUAUCGUAUCUAACGGAGACGCAGUCCAGUGCCCAGGCGACGACGAUGCCACGGAUUUACAGUGCACAAUCAAGAGUGUGCCCAACAUCUUCGUGGGCAACGCCUCGGACCACUCGGGUCCAUACCAAGGGAUUUAUAUGUGA